Molecule: messenger RNA, 2107 nt
Organism: Helianthus annuus (common sunflower)
Lineage: Eukaryota; Viridiplantae; Streptophyta; Magnoliopsida; Asterales; Asteraceae
Exons: 4
Coding region: 1110-2006 (298 amino acids)
Source: RefSeq, a predicted model, not a curated record
ACUUUGUGUAUUCAUGUUCAGUUCAUUGGUUCCCUUUCCUUGCUUUCCCUGUCCAUCGAAGAAACAAAAGCAGAACCACACCAUUACUCCAAAAUCAACAGCCCCUUCUUCAUCGUGACCUCCACUGUCGUCCAACUCCAGCAGCCACCGCCCACCUGCCCUUGAAUUCUCUAUCUCAGUUUUAAGAUGGAUACGAGUUGGAUGUCUUUACCAAGAGCUACUACUGAAUAUGAAAACGGUAUUGACAAAUUUCUUGAUUUUAUCUUUUCUACCGAGGGUAAAAAUGGUCAAAUAUCAUGUCCAUGCAUUGAUUGCAGUAAUCAAAUAUGGGUUGAUCGGGAGGAGGCUAGAACGUAUCUCCAAUGUGUCGGGUUUAUUAAAGGCUACAGAAUUGCACCUUUUAUUUCCGAAUCAUGUGAAACUCCUAUGUUGGAUGCUGAAGAUGACAUGCAAGGGUUGGUGCAUGAUGCAUUCAACGGGUUUGGUGAGAACAUACAUGAAAAUGAAAUAGGGACACAAAAUGAAAGUCAAAGUAUGCCAAACACAAAUGCGAAAAAGUUUUAUAAAGCGUUAGAAGAUGCAAAGAAAGAACUAUAUCCUGGGUGUAAGAAGUUCUCAGUUCUUUCUUUUAUCAUUAGACUAUUUCAUAGUAAGUGUAUUGGGAAAUGUAAUGACAAGGGUUUCAGCAUGAUGCUUGAUACAUUGAGGGAAGCCUUCCCAUAUGCUUCCAUACCAAAGUCAUUGUAUGACCUAAGGAAGAUAAUAAGAGAAUUAGGACUUAGUUAUGAUAAAAUUGAUGCGUGUCCUAAUGAUUGUAUGUUGUACUGGAAAGAAAACAGUAAGAAAACAGAAUGUGAUAUAUGUCAUACGUCAAGCAAAUGAAAAUGAUCCAGAUGAUGAGUUAACCAUACCUGAUACGGAUAAGAAGAUUAAAAUCUUACGUCAAAAAUAGGAGUAAACCCGAGGGUUCCAUUGCAGAAGGAUAUUUAGCUGAAGAAUGUUUGUCAUUUUGUUCAUUGUACUUAUCAAGUGAUGUGGAGACCAUACAUAAUAAGACAAGUCGGAAUUAUGAUGAUGGUGGUUUCGAGGAUAUUUUACCUAUCUUUUCUAUGUUGGGUCGACCGAUUGGUGCUACAGUGGUAGAGAUACUUGACCUUGACAUUUUGGCUAAAGCACAUUCAUAUGUUUUAUUCAAUUGUAGUGAAGUUGAUGAAUUUCGAACAGAACAUCUGACGAAUGUUCGUCAUGAAAAUCGGAAAUUACGUGAGCGUGAGAUUCAGCGUUUACAUAGCGAGACUUUUGAGUCGUGGUUUCAAGAUCAUGUUGAGGAGCUGCAUACCAGAGGGGAUCAUAGAAUCACGGAAGAUUUAAGAAACUUGGCAAGUGGCCCAGCUGAGUUUGUGAAAAAAUACAAGGGAUUUAUCAUAAAUGGUUUCCGAUUUCACACAAAAGAUCUGGAACAGAAUAGGAAAACACAAAAUAGUGGAGUUAUGCUUGAGGCCAUGACUAAUAGUUUCUCAAAUGCUAAAGAUAACAAUCCUAUCGUGGGAGAUGUAACAUACUAUGGGGUUUUGAAUGAUAUCAUUGAGUUGGAAUAUGCUGUUGACAGGAAAGUAGUUUUGUUCCAUUGUGAUUGGAUCUCGAAUGGUUCAAGGAAAAAGCAAGAUGAGAAUGGGUUUACUCUACUCAAUUUUGAAGGUUUGAACCCUCAUAACGACCCUUUUAUACUAGCUUGUCAAGCACAACAAGUAUUUUAUGUUGCAGAUCGUGUUGACAAAGGAUGGAAAGUUGUGAUCAAGACAACGCCUAGAGAUUCUUAUGACAUGAAUGAACAAACAUGUCUUGAGAAUGUGGAAGCACAUUUGCAGAGUGACACAUCUACGGGUCCUCAACUUGAUGAAAAUAUGAAUAUUGAAUUGGUUAGAAGGGGUUUAAAUGGGACCGUUGUUGACAAAAAUACCUUAGUUUUUGACGGAGAUGAAGAUCUAUUUGAAGCUGCUUCAUGAUUUCAAUUAGUUAUUUAGUAAUAUGAUUUUUUUCAUCGUAUAUUCAGUACUUGUAUUUGAUUUUUUUUUCUACAUCGCUGAUAAUAAUUAUUUUUUCAUCG